Molecule: messenger RNA, 435 nt
Organism: Pochonia chlamydosporia 170
Lineage: Eukaryota; Fungi; Ascomycota; Sordariomycetes; Hypocreales; Clavicipitaceae
Exons: 2
Coding region: 1-435 (144 amino acids)
Source: RefSeq, a predicted model, not a curated record
AUGUCCACCGUCAACAUCGUCAGAUACUAUUUCCACAAGCGAAAUGCACCGAAAGAUGCAGAUAGGAUGCGCAAACUUAUUGCCUUGGCAUACCAGACUGCACGAGACAAGAAACUCUAUCCCAAGGCAGUGCUAAUCCGCUCGGAAGUACAUCGCACGACAACCAUCAACGGCAUUCGUCAGGACGAUCCGCGAGGCUUACAUGUCACUCUCUGCUACAAGGAUCAAGAUCAGCUCAAUCGCGAUGUUCAUGUAGCGUGUCAUGGCUAUGUCACUGACGAGGUGAGCCUCGAGUUUACAGAGGCAACUCACGCUGGGGAAAAGCCGGACUCGACGAUGAAGAACAAGAAGGGAGCCGUUGUUUGGCCAGGCAUGGCAGAUCUUUGGGCCGCCCCAGAAAUUGGGUAUGGCCAUCUUCCCGGUGCAGACGGUUAA